AACUCCUCCCUCUCCAGGCUUUUGCUUUGGCGUCAUGUUUUAUAACAGAGCCGUCAAGUUCGAACAGUAAAUAUUUUUAACCGAAUGUGACCUGUGACAGGUGUCCACAUAUAGAGCGUCUCUCAAUCAAGUUUGUGGAUUUACGCUUCCUUUCCGUGAGUUAUGUUUGUGAUAUAGGAAAAUAAUAUUUGACGAUAUUCAACUACUUAAAUUAAUCAAAAAUACAAACCAAAGGAAAAAUUGUUAAUGUAAAAUGGAACUUAUUAACUUGUUCUUAAAGCUGUAUUUCAUUUUAAGAUCUGAUUUACAGCUGAAUGGCUCUAAUGGUGACUACAGACGGGAAAGUACACAGUCAUUAGAUCAAAGGCAUCAUUAAAAGAGUUAGCUCACAACUCGGGCUGUAACACUUAAGCAGAAUAAAAAAUAGUGUUAAUUUGCAUAUUCACUCUUCCAUAUGCAUCAGACGGUAUGAGCCCAACAGGAACUGUUCCAUAUGUGUUUUGUUUAUAUAUAUUGACAGAUGCACAAAGCCUUAUAACAGUACAAAAUUUACGCAGUGCGAAACGGUGAACUUCAUGUUGAGUCACUUUUUAUUGUUUCACCAAAUACUCCUUGUUGCUUUAAAUUAUCCAGCAGCGAAAUAGUAGAUGAUUUCCAUAGAUAACAAUGUCACAUUGUUGCAUAAGGCUCUGCUACAAAUCCUUAAUUACAAAAAAGGGGAUCAGAUGACUAGAGCACCGAAUACCGGGGUCUCCAGGCGGCAUGGGGGUCUUUGAUCAAGAAAAUCCAAUUAUUUGUGUAUAUACAUUUCCCACAUAGUUAUUACUUCAUUAAUUGUCCCGCCUUUAUCUCCUCCCUUCCCAUCCCCCUAAUAAUCAGUUCUUUUAUCCAGACCAACAAACACACCAUAGGAGCUUUGUGGAUUCAAAGGAUUUGCUUUCCCUUCUCAAAGAGCCGCUAUUCUUUGAUGAUUGGGCAGCGGCAAACUUCAAAGUAAUAAAUCUUAUUUCUGACUGGCUGGCGGCCCACCAAAGUCCUUAUCAAAUUCUAAGAAGUGAUCCCUCACUCUUCAGAUAGUCCAAGGAUAUCUGGAGAAGAAGGAGCGCAGAAGGGAGAGAAGGGAGAGACGACUACAUGAAGACACUUUUGGUUAUUUUACAUUUCUCUGAAAUUGUUUAAGUCUUUUUUUUUGUUUUUUUUUUCAAAACAAAAAAAAAAGUUGGCCAUGGCAGCAGUAGCAGUACUGCGAAACGAUGCACUCCAGGCUUUUCUCCAGGAUCGUACUCCAAACUCCUCGCCGGAGACCAAGAAUUCUCCUCUAGCACUUCUAGCGGCCACUUGUAACAGGAUUGGACAUUACCACGGAUCAAAUCCAUCCGAUUUUCUGCAAGUCCCAUAUGAGACCACCCUCGGUUCUCCUUCGCGAAUUUUCCACCCUUGGAGUAACGAAGGAAACCCACAAUGUGCUUUAUCAACAAAUUCCUCUUUGGCGCUGUCCCCCAAAUCUCAGCUGUCUGCACACAUUCAGUCCUCCUUUAAUUCUCACCACGAACUCCCUCUGACCCCGCCAGCCGAGCCUUCAUAUCCGUACGACUUCUCCCCAGUGAAGAUGCUACCAAGUUCCAUGCAAUCAUUACAAUCCAGCUGCCCUCCCACGUACGUGCCCGCUGUUACAUACGCAACGACAGCAAUUGCGCCUACAAUGACAAGUUUUGUUCCUGGACACGCUGGCCUUAUCCAUCAGCAGCCGAGGCAGUUGUCACCAAAUCCAGUAGAGGACAUUCCGUGGUGGAGCCUUCAACAAGGAAAUCCCGUCAAUCAUCCGUCAUCACUUGCUUCGCAUAGGUUCCCUCUCCAGAGGAGCUUAGUCCUGGGUCAUUCGGAAUUUGCCCAAUAUCAGACUCAAAUAGCUGCCCUCCUUCACACGAAGUCUCCCCUUGCCACUGCCCGGAGGUGUCGGAGAUGUAGGUGUCCGAAUUGCCAAUCUUCCAGCUCCAAUGACGAGCCAGGAAAAAAGAAGCAACACGUCUGUCAUAUUCCCGGGUGUGGGAAAGUUUAUGGAAAAACUUCCCAUCUCAAAGCACAUUUAAGGUGGCAUUCAGGGGAGAGACCGUUCGUAUGUAACUGGCUGUUUUGUGGCAAGAGCUUCACUCGGUCCGACGAACUCCAGAGGCACCUUAGGACACAUACAGGAGAAAAGCGUUUUGUUUGCCCGGAGUGUUGCAAAAGGUUCAUGAGGAGUGAUCAUCUGGCCAAACAUGUCAAAACGCAUCAGAACAAAAAGAGCAAACCGCACGAGAAGACUGUAGAUCACGUCAAGAGAGAAGACAUGAGAAACAUUUAGUCGACAAAACAACCCUUACCGAAACGGUCUUGUUAGUGAAUAGACUAUUGUCUAUAUUUCUAAUAACAAUGUUAACAAAGUGCAAAAUUGGAAUAUGACUUUUUUUGGAAGAUCGUUCCCAAUAGCUGAACAAAAUCGCUCAUUCCAAUGACUGUCCGGAAUGGACGGUGUUGCUUUUGUAAAGUGUAAAUACGAUUUCAAAUGUCAAUCUUUGUUCGCCUACCAGAGCUUUUCAAAAGUUUAAUGUUUCAUCAGCUGAUCUCCCAUGUAGCUAUGUAUUAUGUCCAGUAAAACAAGUUUUAGAACUUGUUUUUCGAUCAUUGUCUUCGGUCGAAGAUUAACGUUUUUGUAAAUGUUAUUUAAAAGCUUUUGUUGAAUGAAAGUGUCCGAAACGUUUUCGCUCCAUGCGGGGUAUCUUAGCAUGCUUUUGAAAAUAAGUUAUGUUGAAAUGAUCCAAAUACUUGUGUGAAAAAUAAAGAAUUCAUGAAUUCA
Anguilla rostrata (American eel) is the source of this 2836-nucleotide messenger RNA. RefSeq names its product Sp5 transcription factor a (gene sp5a). The transcript is spliced from 2 exons. Gene Ontology annotation, molecular function: DNA-binding transcription factor activity, RNA polymerase II-specific; RNA polymerase II cis-regulatory region sequence-specific DNA binding. Gene Ontology annotation, biological process: regulation of transcription by RNA polymerase II. The coding region runs from base 1226 to 2344 and encodes 372 amino acids. The record is from RefSeq and is a predicted model, not a curated record. Lineage: Eukaryota; Metazoa; Chordata; Actinopteri; Anguilliformes; Anguillidae.